AUGAAGUCCACCACUACCCUCGCCGGCCUCGCCGCUCUCCUCGCCAGCGCGACUCCAGCCUUAGCCCAGCAUGCCACUUCGGCCACUGUCACCGGCUUCUCUACCACUCGCAACGCAACCCAUAUCAACUACCGCGCCACCAUCAACGUCAACCCGGAAAACGCCCUCGCAACGUUCACGCACUCCACGCCCGGCACCACCUUGCCCACCAACAGCGGCGCGUGGACGUCCACCGACCCCAAGCUCGUGCUGCGCUUCAACGUCGUCAGCGCCGUCAACCAGGUGCGCGUGCUGCUGAGCGAUACGCAUGUCGUGGGCAACACGGUCAAUUUAGAUUACUUUAGUCCGUUUUCGGAUUGGCAGGGUGCGGGCGCUAGUGUGUAUACGGGGCCGGCUUCCUUUACGCUUGCUUAG
Neurospora crassa OR74A is the source of this 414-nucleotide messenger RNA. RefSeq lists its product as hypothetical. Lineage: Eukaryota; Fungi; Ascomycota; Sordariomycetes; Sordariales; Sordariaceae. Bases 1 to 414 code for a protein of 137 amino acids. The transcript is spliced from 2 exons. The record is from RefSeq and is a predicted model, not a curated record.